Messenger RNA from Stylophora pistillata, 6104 nucleotides. RefSeq names its product 3'-5' RNA helicase YTHDC2-like. Gene Ontology annotation, molecular function: RNA binding; protein binding; ATP binding. The record is from RefSeq and is a predicted model, not a curated record. NCBI's taxonomy places the organism in Eukaryota, Metazoa, Cnidaria, Anthozoa, Scleractinia, Pocilloporidae. Gene Ontology annotation, cellular component: intracellular anatomical structure.
UAGAAAGAUGGCUGCCACUGGUUCAUCUAAGACUAAAAGGGGUCAGAGAGAAAUUUGUGUGAAGGAAGAGUUUAAGAUCGCGGUGAAAAUUGCCCUUGAUAGAUUCCGAUUUGAAGAGAAACAAAAAGUCCUGGAGUUUCCUUCAUCAUUUACAUCAGUGGAGAGAGCCUAUGUGCACAGGUUGUGUCAGAAUUUGGGUUUAAAAUCAAAAAGCAACGGCAAUGGAAGCAAUAGAUUUCUAACAGUGUCAAAGAAAAUGGUUAGUGCUGCAACCUGUAGCACUGUUUUGAAACUCACCAGCAGUGCUUCACAUCAUAUUGAACAUUUACUCAAGAAAUAUCCUUUGAACAUUAAAGAGAGACAGGAACUACAGCCCAAAACCGAAAGGUCCACAGUUACCUUUGAUACAGGACGUGUUGGAAGAGAAAAUAGAGUUGUUGGCAAACUAAACAACAACACAGCUGCAGUGCCACCAGUAGUGAAAGAGAAUGAUUUCUUUUCAUUCCGCAAGUCUCUACCAGUUUUUGAGCUUCAGGAACAGAUCAUGAAGCUUAUAUCUGAAAACCAGGUUGUUCUUAUAUCUGGUGAAACAGGUUCAGGAAAAACAACACAGGUUCCACAGUUUAUACUGGAAGAGGCUUGUGCUCAUUCAACUCCUUGCCGAGUUGUUUGCACUCAGCCUCGACGCAUAUCAGCUUUGUCAGUGAGUGAAAGAGUUGCUAAUGAAAGAGGAGAAAGACUUGGACAGACUGUUGGUUACCAAAUUAGGCUGGAUAAUAGAAUAUCUCCAAAGACUUUGUUAACAUAUUGUACUACUGGUGUGCUGUUACGGACUUUGAUGUCUGGAGAUAAUUCACUAUCAUUUAUCACCCAUGUCAUAGUGGAUGAGGUUCAUGAGCGAGAUAGAUUUUCAGACUUCCUGCUAAUAGCUUUGAGGGACCUUUUAACAGUAAACAGAAGACUGAAGUUAAUUUUAAUGAGUGCUGCUUUAGAUAUCAACUUGUUUAUUGACUACUUUGGAAAAUGUCCAGUUAUUCAUGUUCCUGGUCGGUGCUUUGAUGUUCAAGCAUAUUUCUUGGAAGAUGUUCUUAAAAUGACAUCAUACUGUAACAAAGAAAUGGCAAAACAUUUGAAGCACAACCAAAUCAAAAAUGUUACAGGAGAAAAGCAUGGCAACAUGUCCCUGCCUACCAAGCAGGAAAUUUCAAAUGCAGUAAAUGAUGAGGAAGUUGAGGGUUCUCACAAAGAUAAUGAGACUGAAGGUGAAACUAAUGUCAGCACAGAAGAGCUGGGUCCUAUUUGUGCUGACAUAGAGGCAGAAGGGAUGUUUGGUGAAGAACUGCAGCCAUUAGAAGAUGUGGAACUUGAAGAUGAUUCUGUUCAAAAACUAGACAAAGAUUCUCGGGACAAAGACUAUCUUCCUGAAUUCCAGCUUGAUGAAGAACUUGGUGAUGGAGACAUGGAAGAGGGCAUCUUACUGGAAGAAGAGGAAGGUGUAAAUGAAGCAAAUGAUGAUGAAGAUGACGAGGAGGGAGAUGAUGUAGAUAUUGAGGAGAUUGAGGAUAAAGUUGAUGAUGGAGAUAUAAAAGAGUUGGAUGAAGCUGUGGAAGAAAUCAAACUACAAGAGGAUAAUUGUGAUAAUGCCUUGCAAGGUCUGGCAAAUGAUGAAAAUGAUAACCAAGAUGAGGAGAGUGACAGUGAGGAACAGUAUUUAAGGCAAGAAAUGGAUGACAGUAUUUCACAGGCAUGGCUAAAUGGUGAUGAGGACUCAUUUGUCCAGAUUCUUUACUUGAUCAUGCAUGAAAACAUCAGCGUUGACUAUCAACACUCAGACACUCAGGCCACUGCCCUGAUGGUAGCAUCAGGUCGAGGCUGUGCGGGUGUGGUUGAACAGUUGCUGGGUUUAGGAGCCAAUCCUCACAUCAAAGAACCCAAGAAGGGCUGGACUGCAAUAGAUUGGGCCAAGAAAUGGGAACACAGUGAUGUUGUCAAAAUUCUUGAAUCGUCUUUGUCAUCGCCUAAAGUUCCAUAUGUGGAAGAAACAGCUUUAGAAAGGGAAUCUAAGGAAUUAAGUGAAGAAAGCAAAGAACUUCUUGGUAUUUACCACAAGACAUUUGAUGAUGAUCGGGUUGACCUUGACUUAAUCACGUGUUUACUGACACAUAUCUGCAACACCCAGCAAGAAGGUUCCAUAUUGGUAUUCCUUCCUGGUUAUGAUGAAAUUAUCACUCUCCGUGACAAUUUGACAGCUGAUAGGGAAUUUGGAAAUAUCUGAAGGUAUCAGAUUUAUAUCCUACAUUCUUCCAUGCAACCCUCAGAACAAAGAGAGGUUUUCAGAAAACUGCAUCAAUCUACGAGAAAGAUUAUUCUUUCAACAAAUAUAGCAGAGACCAGUGUCACCAUCGAUGAUGUUGUGUUUGUGAUUGACAGUGGAAAGGUGAAAGAGAAAUCUUUUGAUGCACUGACAUCAGUUUCUUCACUUCAAUCGGUAUGGGUGUCCAAAGCAAGUGCAAUUCAGAGGAAGGGAAGGGCUGGGAGAUGUUCCCCUGGUAUUUGUUACCAUUUGUUCAGCCGAGUUCGACAUGAUAGCUUCUUAGAAUACCAGAUCCCAGAAUUAUUAAGAAUACCUCUGCAGGAAUUAUGUCUUCACACAAAACUGUUAGCAUCACCAAACACAUCAAUAAGUGAUUUCUUGUCUAAAGCUCCCGAGGCUCCCCCUGCUUUGGUUCUUAGAAAUGCUGUUGCCCUUCUUAAGACUAUAGACGCUUUGGAUCAAUGGGAAGACUUGACUGACCUCGGUCGUCACCUUGCUGACCUACCCCUCAGUCCACAGCUGGGGAAGAUGAUCCUGUAUUCAGUUGUGCUGAAGUGUGUGGAUCCAGUGGUGACCAUCGCCUGUGCCCUUGCCUACAGGGAUCCUUUCAUCCUUCCCAUGUACCCGUCAGAAAAGAAAGCAGCAGCUACAGCCAGGAAAAGAUUCGUCUUAGAUCCAUUCAGCGAUCACUUGGUGUUUGUGCAAGCGUUCAGAGGCUGGCAACGAGCUCGAUCUGAAGGUGACGACAUAAAAUUCUGUCGGAGGAACUACUUGUCUCAAGCUACCUUGGAAAUUAUGGCUGGUAUGAGAGCACAGGUUCUUGGACAAUUGAAAUUUGCCGGUUUUAUUCGCCCUCGUGGAGCAGGAGACAUCAGGGACUUGAAUUCCAACUCAAACAACUGGGCUGUUGUCAAGGCGGCCCUCUGUGCUGGAACAUUUCCGCAGGUGGCCCGGGUGGAUAGAAGCGCAAAAAAACUCACAACACAGAAAGAGAGUAAAGUUCGAUUUCACAAUUCCUCCAUAUUGUACCAGUCUCCAACAAACGGAGACUCCAUGUUCACCGCUCAAACUAAGGCCAUCAACAAACUUCCCUCUGAUUGGAUAAUUUACGAAGAAAUGUCAAGGUUGUACACAACAGUGACCGUUAAAUGCUGCACACUGGUGUCCCCUGUAACAAUAGCACUCUUUACUGGACCAAGCCUGUCUUCCGAGCAUGUUACCCAGGACCCCUCUGCUGCACGUGACAGUGAGAGGUACCUUGGAGAUGGACGAGUGCAAGAGAGUGAAAGCAGUGAUAGCGAAACAGAGGAAACAUCAGGAAGGAAAGAAAAAAAUAGUGCUCUGUUUAACGUGGAUGAGUGGAUUGCGCUGUCUGCUAGUCAAGAGGUUGUAAACCACGUUUCAUAUUUGCAUCACAAGUUACAAGCGCUGUUUAUUCGAAGGAUUCGUUCACCUUCCAGACCAUGGUCACAAGUGGACGAGAUGGUUGUCCGUGCAGUAGCUGCAGUUUUAACAGCUGAAGAACAAGCCAUGAAUCCUUCACUGCAUCCUCGUCAAAGACGAACACGACCAGGAUUUGAAAGUGGAUCUGACUCAAGAUCCCCAAGGCCUCGCUCGGGUGAGCAGUUCUCCCCGUCCAGAGAUCGCCCACGUGAUUCCUCUGGAUCAAGUCCACGCGUAAAAAGUGAGAUACCGUCCUCCUCACUGAGCGGAAACAAAGUUUCAAAUGAUAGUUGGUCCCCAAGGGCUUCUCAGCAGUCUGAGAAAUCAAGUGAAGCUCGAUACUUUAUCAUGAAGUGCAACAACCAGAGAAAUUUGGAUAUAUCGAUGGCUAAGGGCAUCUGGGCAACAACAUUGGCCAAUGAAAAGAAACUGAACAAAGCUUUCAAGGAAUCCAAGCAUGUUAUGCUGGUCUUCUCAGUGCAAGGAAGUGGCCACUUUCAAGGUUACGCACAGAUGACGUCACCCAUUGGCAAAGACAAGUCCCCAGAGUUCGGUUCAAGUUCGCUGAGCGGUGUGUUUAGUGUCGAAUGGAUGAAAAAAGCCAGUAUUCCAUUCCAACAAGCUCACCACCUUGUCAACCCGUGGAAUGAUCACAAAAAGGUUCAGAUUAGUCGGGAUGGACAGGAGCUGGAACCUAAAAUAGGCGAAGAGCUCUGCAUGCUAUGGGACGCUGACCAAUCUGGCGGGAACGGACGAACCCCGAGAUCUACAAACAACACGAGUAGACGUGGCAAGCCUUCUGGACCCGCCCAAGGCGAUCCCCACGCUGCCACUGGUCAGUGGCAGGGUGCACAGUACACUGCUAUGCAACAAGUGUACGCUACCCACACCCCCUCCAUGCCAAUUCCUGUUCCCAUUCCUUCCGCGCACUCCCGACAUACCAUCGCUGCACCGUAUCCUCGACCUCAAGUUGUGGCAGCCCAGCCUAUGGCUGUUCACCCCCAUCCCACCGUCCCUUUCGGUGCUCACGCAAUGGCACUGCAGUCUCAGUUCCGUCCAACAGCGGCUCCAAGGUUUCCUGGAGCAGUUGUUCAGGCGCCCCACAUAAGGACAAUGGGUGCACCACCACGUGCAUCAAGAGGCUCGUAUCAUUCUCCGAGAAAGUGAUGGAGUGAGGAAAAUCCCAACCUGAGGAUUGGAAUGGAUAUUGAUGUCAUCGUAUGAACCAAUUUGAGUACAAGCCUCAUAUUGGUGGGUGCUAAGAAAAAAAAUAAGCCUCUACUUUCAGGACAACAUUGCUGCACCAUUAUUACAGAUAUUCCAGACCGAUUUGUUCAUACCAUUUAUUCAAUUUCUUUUCUGCGAUUCACCAUGUUUGUCACAAUCCUCGACAUAUUUGAGAGCAGUGAUAUUCAUCGUGUUAGUGAUAAUGAGAGUAAGGAAUCUACAGAAGCAUACUAUUGUUUGGUAUCCUUUAUUAACUUAUUCCAAAACUUUACUGAUUGACCAACCCUGGCCUGUCAAGGAAAAAUCGUAGGAAGAACGCCUUAUAUUGGAUCAACCUAAUUUUCUGCUAUUAGGCUUCUUUUCUCCAUACGAGCUUUUGCUUUUAACGCGCGUCUGUGCAGGAGGGUUCUGAGAAUAAACUUGUAACUUGAAAUGGGCGACGUGCAAAUUUAGGGUCACCGCUGAGCAGACGUUGCAUUGUCGUUCUAAACGUUGUUUGAAAAGCAUCGAUUAAAGAAAAACUCAAAGAUAAUAGGUUAUACAGUCUCCAGAGUAGCUAAGAGAAGGAAUAUUUUAUAGAGGAUUUAGUUAGCAAACAUUUUUAUCUUAACAAGAACAUUAGAACAGUCUUACAAUUUACUUGUAAUUGUUUUCGCUCUUGUUAUCAUAGUGAUACAUAAUAAUUUGAGGGGGAAGGGGUGUAUUUAUGAACUUCAGAAGUACGUCAUGAUUCUUUAUAUCACAAUUUGUUUUCGUACCAUACAUAUUGGUCCUCGGGCCAUUAUUCCAAAGUACGGUCCUCACGCUAGGUUGGUUAGUGGAAUAGAUAUCCUUAAAAUAAGACAACUUGUUUUCGUUUUUAAAAUUACUUUCUUCGCUUAUAAUUGCCCUUUCGACAUUGUUUACUUAGAUACUUCUGAGCAGAUUUUAUUUGUUAUAGCAUAGUUCCGCAAUAAGCUUUGAGAGAAAUAUAAUCAGUUGACGGCUAAGGUAAGACAAAGAAUUAGUACGGUUAUUACUGGAUUUUAGUUCUGCUAUUAGUUAAUUUACAACUGUUGCAUAUGUGCGUGGAUGCGUGUUAAAAGUGAACAUUAAAUAAACGCUUCUCACUGAUAUGAAA